AUGAGCGUUACUAUUAGGGCUGCGUUUUGGGUGUUUACAUUUGGAGGCCUCGGUUUAGCACUGUACAAGGUGGUCAAACCUGAUGAUGAACUCCUCAAAAAGUUUGACGAAGGUUCAAAACACACAGACACUAGAAAGUUUUCCCGUGAUACAAUAACUAUUUUGCAAGAAGCUACCAAUCAGAAUUCAGAAUUAAAAAGAUUAUGUAAAAGAGAUGCACAGAGAUUAGAAAAGAUUCAAAAGGCACACAGAGCAAGGGAAGAGGUAAAUGUUAGUAAUGAAAAUGAGGAUUAUUUUUCUGGAGCUUUCAAAAUUAAAUCUGAGUUUAUUGAAGAUUUACUCACCCAAGUACCAACUUUAGAAAUAAGUACGCUCCCGUCCCAUUUUGACAAUAUCAAAAGAGAAGUGAAUGAUUUACAGAAAUAUGUGGUCACAUCAUCAUUUUUCCUUAAAGAGUUCAAUAUGAGAAAGUAUUUAGGAAUUGUUCAGAACUUACAAACCAAAUGUUACGAAUUGGAAGACAGGUAUGUACCACGUAAGAAAUUCGGCUUCACAAGAAAAAAACUACCAAAAUCGCACAGUGAAAAGCAGAGUUCUUUGGAUGAAAAUGAUGGAGCUGGAAAAACAGAUAGCAACAAGUGGGAUGACAAACUUUUUGGGUUUGAUUCCAAAGAGAAUGCAGUGCUAAUGUUGGAGAAUAAUGAGCUCUAUCAGAGGGACGUAGCCUUACGCAACUUGAAAAAUUGUACCAUCGGUCUCAAGGGGGUUAUGGGGACUUUACAUUUGACAAAUUUAGAUAAUUGUGUUAUUUUAACUGGACCAGUCACAUCAUCUGUCUUUGUUGAGAAGUGUACUCGCUGCAAGAUAGUUACAGCGUGUCAACAACUAAGAAUGCACACCUCUAGUAAAUGUGACAUUUACUUACAUGUGACUAGUAAAGGUAUUGUUGAAGACUGUAUAGAAAUUAGGACUGCCCCAUACAACUUGUAUUAUCAAGAUUUGGAAAAACACUUCAAUAUGUCGUCUUUAGAUAAAAAUGUCAAUAAUUGGAACAGUCUCGAUGACUUUAAUUGGCUCGCUCCUGAUAUACCUUCACCUAAUUGGUCAACAUUGGAGCCUACGCAGAGAAUAACUAAUUGGAAUGACUUGUGGGUAAAGGUGCCAUCGUAAUAUAAAUGUACACAUAAAAAUGUAAACAUUAGGCUCAAGAAAUAUAAUCGUUACUGAAUACCCAUAUUUUUAUGAGAAGUGAUUAAAAUUGUCUGGAAUUUAGUAUGUGAUAAUUUUAUUAAUUAAAUAGUAAUGAAUAUUGGAGACAAUUAUACAUGUAUCAAUUGAAAUAUCUGAAAAUAUUGAUAUGAAGAAAUUAUACGCGGGAAGAAUCAUAUGCUUGAAUUUCAAGCAAAUAAUUGUAAUUUAUUUAGCAUUCUAAUUUUUCAUUACUGACAAGUAACCUUGCCUUCUAAUAUAACAAUAAAAAUGUUUACAUUAUACAACAUUAAUGAUAAAACUUAAUUACGCAAUGUGUAUAAAGAUGUAGUUAAAACAUUUGUGCAAUCUCGAUUAAAAUAAUAAUUCUAUAAAAUAGAUAUUUAACUCAAAAUGCACUAGUGAACAUGUAAUAUGUUAUUGUUAAACUAUAACAACGGUAACUGCUUAGAAUACUUUAGCAUUUAUUAUAUUGUAAUAA
Molecule: messenger RNA, 1690 nt
Organism: Achroia grisella
Lineage: Eukaryota; Metazoa; Arthropoda; Insecta; Lepidoptera; Pyralidae
Gene: TBCC
Product: tubulin-specific chaperone C
Exons: 3
Coding region: 1-1170 (389 amino acids)
Biological process (GO): tubulin complex assembly; post-chaperonin tubulin folding pathway
Cellular component (GO): cytoplasm
Molecular function (GO): tubulin binding
Source: RefSeq, a predicted model, not a curated record